AUGUCCGACGAGAAGCCCGACAAGCCGUGCACACUGACGCUCGCGGACGGGACGCACUUCGACCUGAACCCGCUCUCGUCCGCGAAGCAGGACUAUGUCGCCAACUCGGGCAGCAACGACACCGUGUACAAGCUCAACGUGUGCCGCUCAGUCGUGUCCGAGCUGUGGAACGUUGAUGACCCGGAUAAGGUCGGCGGCGUCGUGAAGCGCGAGGGAGGAGAGCACCAUGGUCAACACGAAUCUGACUCUCGCACCCACGACUCAGCAGCCGAUGAUGUUCCUCGCGAACGGGUCCAAGUGCCCGCGGAACGAGAACGAGCUUGCCUCGACGGCCAUCAAGGUGCGCAUGGCAUGGCAGCUGCAUCUUACAGAUCGCCGCGCCUGCUCGCCGCUCUGCCGCCAGGGAAGGACGCGUGCCACUUCUUCUUCGAGUGGCCGACGCACGUCGCCUGCCCGACGAACCGCAAGAACGAGCUGGAGAACCACCACGUGUGGGCGUUCGUCGGAUUCCUCACAGUCGCUAUCGUGUCGUGGUUCGCAGGACAGACGCUGUACAACCGCUUUAAGCUCGGGCGCCGGGGCAUGGACCAGUUCCCGAUCCCCCAUUUCCACAAGCCGUCAGUGCAGCUGCCCUCGUUCCGCGGACACGGCGAGGAGGGCGGUGCGCCGCGGCCGCGCUGGGGCGUGUUCAAGCGCCGCUCCCAGCGGAACGGAUACAACCACCUGCGCCAGGAUCCUGACGAGGAGGACCGGCUGGCGGCGUCGCGCUUCUCGCUCGACGACGAUGAGGAGGCUGACGUUGGGGCCGAGGUCAACGCGUGGCGUACGCCAGAUGUGAGCGGGCGUGCGAGCGAUGAGAACCAAAGGCCGUCGGGUAGCGUCGGCGUGCACCAGGGCCUUGUGGAUCUCUAG
Molecule: messenger RNA, 912 nt
Organism: Trichosporon asahii var. asahii CBS 2479
Lineage: Eukaryota; Fungi; Basidiomycota; Tremellomycetes; Trichosporonales; Trichosporonaceae
Exons: 4
Coding region: 1-912 (303 amino acids)
Source: RefSeq, a predicted model, not a curated record